UGCGCACAAGGCCGUCUUCAAUCCACUCUUAUUGUACGACUGAGCAACCUUACUUACCAAUUAUAUUUAAGAUCUUGCACUGCGAAAAUGUUGCUUUACGUUUGUUGCGUAUUUUUUCUUCUCGGCUUUGGCAACUCGCACGGAGUAUCUGAUGAAAUGAUGGAAAUGGCCAAAAUGUUACAUGAUUCAUGUGUCAGUGAAACUGGUGUUGACGAAGGUCUGAUCGAAAAAUGUCGCGAUGGAGUAUUUACAGAGGACAGUAAUUUGAAGUGUUACAUAAAGUGCAUCAUGGAUCAAGUAUCAGGAAUGACUGAUGAUGGAGAAGUUGACGAAGAAACUGUGAUCAGUAUGUUACCUGAAGAGAUGCAAUCAGAGACAGCUCCAACUAUUCGAGAAUGUGGAACAGUUAGGGGAUCAGACAACUGCGAUACCGCUUUUCAAACUCAUAAAUGUUAUUACGCUAAAAAUCCAGAAAAUUACUUUUUGGUAUAAUGAAAUCGCAAUUGACGCCACGUUAUAGUCAUCAUAGGGUUACCACAUUAAUAUGUAAUCGAUUUCCUUGGUUUCUAUUGGGUUAAUUUAUCACGAUAGCAAUAGAAUGUUGUAUAUCAAUUAUAAGUAGAUAAUUAAUGAGUUAUGAGUAA
This is a messenger RNA of Cephus cinctus (wheat stem sawfly), 644 nucleotides long. RefSeq names its product general odorant-binding protein 83a. NCBI's taxonomy places the organism in Eukaryota, Metazoa, Arthropoda, Insecta, Hymenoptera, Cephidae. The transcript is spliced from 7 exons. Gene Ontology annotation, molecular function: odorant binding. The coding region runs from base 88 to 492 and encodes 134 amino acids. The record is from RefSeq and is a predicted model, not a curated record.